AUGAAUGGCCGCUUCUGGCCCAUCGACAUGCAGUUGCCUACCAAAGCUCACCGCGCUUUGAAAAUGGUGAUACUAUAUCGGAAUCCACCUGAAACCGGAGCGCCAAUCGCGGAACCUACAUCUUUUUCUCCCAGGCCGGUGCUUGACGGCUUUUACUGGCUCGUGAAAGGAUCUAUCCUGGAGAACAUCUGGACUGCGGAAGGCAUCGUAAUGAUCGCCCGCAGCCGGGUUCACCGACCACCCGAUGUUGAUGGCCCCUUAGGCUGCAAACCCAGAGCUAGCUUUUUAGCCUUUGAAGACGAUGCCGCCCACAAGGUUUGCGCUCGUCGUGGCGCUAAUGGAAGGUUUCGUGCUAGCCUAGUUGCCAGAUACGAACCCUAG
This is a messenger RNA of Colletotrichum navitas, 381 nucleotides long. RefSeq lists its product as uncharacterized. The transcript is spliced from 3 exons. The coding region runs from base 1 to 381 and encodes 126 amino acids. The record is from RefSeq and is a predicted model, not a curated record. NCBI's taxonomy places the organism in Eukaryota, Fungi, Ascomycota, Sordariomycetes, Glomerellales, Glomerellaceae.